Messenger RNA from Oryza sativa Japonica Group (Japanese rice), 1982 nucleotides. RefSeq lists its product as uncharacterized. Gene Ontology annotation, molecular function: hydrolase activity, acting on ester bonds. The record is from RefSeq and is a predicted model, not a curated record. NCBI's taxonomy places the organism in Eukaryota, Viridiplantae, Streptophyta, Magnoliopsida, Poales, Poaceae.
GUGAUUCCCCUCUUGCUCGGGCGGCGGCGGUCACCGGCACACCGCUAGAAGCGCCGUUGAGCACUUCCGCUUCCGGCCACCGCGGGGUCGCCGGAUAUGGCCCAGGCACCAGCGCGCGCCGCUUCCGUCGUGCGGCUCUUCGACGCGCACUGCCACCUGCAGGACCCGCGUGUGCUGUCCGUCGCCCCUUCCCUCAUACGCGCCGCCACCGCCGCCGGCGUCGCGCGCUUCGCCGUCAACGGCACUUCCGAGAAAGACUGGCACCUGGUGAAGCAGAUGGCCGAGGAGUACCCGUCCGUCGUCCCCUGCUUCGGCCUCCACCCAUGGUGGGUACCGGAGAGAUCGCCGGAUUGGAUGGAUUCGCUCCGGCGGUUCUUCGCUGAAACACCAGAGGCGGCUGUUGGGGAGAUUGGUCUGGACAAAGGUUCACAUGGAAAAACCAUUGACUUUGGAGAACAGGUUGAAGUUUUCCAGCAGCAACUUGAACUUGCUAAGGAGUUGAACAAGCCUGUUUCUGUUCAUUGUGUGCGCGCCUUUGGUGAUCUUCUGGAGAUACUAAAGAGAACUGGACCUUUCCCAGCUGGUGUGUUGCUGCAUUCGUAUCUAGGAUCUGCAGAAAUGGUGUCCAGCCUUGAAAUUUUAGGCUGUUACUUUUCGUUGUCCGGCUUCCUUACAGGCAUGAAAUCCACGAAGGCAAAGAAAAUGCUAAAAUCAAUGCCCUUAGACAGAAUUCUGCUAGAGACCGACGCACCGGAUGCAUUACCGAAAUUGGAUGAUAUUUCUCUAUUAGCAGUACCUGUGGAUAGCUCAAGUGCAGAUAAUGGAGAAAGUAAAAAAGAUUCUAAUUCACGGGCAUCUACCACUUCAAAUGAGUCUUUGAACCAUCCAUCUAAUAUCCACAUUGUUAUGAAGUAUGUCGCCUCACUGCUUGAAAUAUCAGAAAUAGAACUUGCUGAAGUGACAUACAAGAAUGCGACCAAGCUGUUCUCUUAUCAUGGAUCCAAAGUUCACAAUGAAGUGGAAGCUGUGUGAUUGGGUGGGCAUCCAAUUUGAACCAUGUUGUUCCUCUGAAAUUAUGAACCCUGGUGCGUGCAUUCUGCCUCUGAACACUACCCGUUAUAUUGUACUCCCUCCUUUUUUUUUUGUUUGACGUUGGUUAGCUCAAAAUUGAACUAACCAACAUUAAACAUUUGGGGAAGGCGGUAGUAUAUUAGUAAUUGCAACAUAAAAGAAAGUGGUUAUUUCGUUAAGGAGGCACUAUCUUGGCAAUGUUGUCUAAGUGUGAUUUUACAUUUCUUGAGAGGAGAACAGCAGGUCAGCAAGGUAUCUAAAUAACUAUUAAAUGCACCACGACUGGCAACCAACCAAUGGUCCUGUCCUCUACUGGGGCUACCAUUUUCUAUGGCAAAAAAUGGAAACAGAUAGUCUUAGUGUUUUAUACCUUAAGUAGUGGGGGAUAGUUGCAGUGGUUUACACCAAAAAUAGUGGGGGCUUAUUAGCAAUUUGCGUAUUUUGAUUGGGCACUAAUAAACUGAAAACAUGACGCAAAAUGCUGGUUGUGACGGCAACUUCUGAAAGGAGCAGUUCGCGACCCAACAAGAAGCCUGUUACGGAACUGAUGAAUGCGUUAAUAAGGGUGGGUCAGUUAAUGGCAAAACAGAGGAGAUGGCAACAGAAUAUUGCCCAUCCGUAUGGUGCUGUGUUUCUGGACUUCAAUGAUUGGGCAAUUGUUAGUACGUAGCAAUUGCUUAUCAGGAAAAUCCAUAUUCACAUUGUAGCAUAUCAAUAAGGAUGUUGGACUGGAGCAUCUCUAUCUCUGUAUCUCGUCAUGUUCCAACUAGUUUUUAGUUUUGUCCUUUCCCCCCUUAAUCCUCUGCGCUUACAAGUGGAUCUGUGGAUGCACAAUGGCACCUCUUAUCACCGACAAUUCCGUGUUAUGUACUCUGUUCACAAAUAAAUAUAAAGAUAAUAGUAUAGUAUCU